Messenger RNA from Ochotona curzoniae (black-lipped pika), 1226 nucleotides. RefSeq names its product arylamine N-acetyltransferase 2-like. The coding region runs from base 111 to 983 and encodes 290 amino acids. Gene Ontology annotation, molecular function: acetyltransferase activity. The transcript is spliced from 2 exons. The record is from RefSeq and is a predicted model, not a curated record. Lineage: Eukaryota; Metazoa; Chordata; Mammalia; Lagomorpha; Ochotonidae.
CUUGAACUGGGCAGAAAGUACCCUAAGUCACCUAAAUUAAAACUAAAGACCAAUCCUCUUUCAUCUUGCUAAGCAAGGGACUGUGUGCUUUUCUGAGAGUCCCAGGGAUCAUGGAUCUUGAAGCAUACUAUAAGAGGAUUGGUUAUAAGAACCCUGGGAACAAAUUGGACUUGGAAUCAUUGACGGGCAUUCUUCAGCACCAGAUCAGGACUGUCCCCUUUGAAAACCUUAGUCUUCACUGUGGGGAGUCCAUGGAGCUGGACUUAGAGGUCAUUUUUGAUAAAAUUGUGAGGAAGAAUCGAGGUGGAUGGUGUCUCCAGGUCAACUAUCUUCUGUACUGGGCUUUGGCCACCACCGGAUUCAACGUCACAAUGUUAGGAGGGUAUGUUUAUAGCAGGGCCAGCGACAAAUACAGCAUGGGCAUGAUUCACCUUCUAGUACAGGUGACCAUUAACGGCAAGAAGUACAUUGUCGAUGCAGGGUUUGGACGCUCCCACCAGAUGUGGCAGCCUGUGGAGCUGAUUCCUGACCAGGAUCAGCCCCAGGUGCCCAGCAUAUUCCGCUUGAGACAAGAGGGUGAAACCUGGUACCUAGACCAAAUCAGAAGACAGCAGUAUAUUCCAAAUGAAGAAUUCCUCAAUUCUGAACUCCUGGAAAAGGAAAGCUACCGAAAGAUCUACAGCUUCACUCUUCAACCUCGAACAAUUGAGGAAUUCGAGCCUGUGAACACGUAUCUCCAGGAAUCUCCAUCAUCUGUGUUCUUGGACAAAUCAUUCUGCUCCUUGCAGACCCCAGAAGGGGUUCAAUGUUUGGUGGGGUCUGUCCUCACUUCCCGGAUCUUCAAUUACAAGGAAAAUACAGAUCUGGUAGAGUUUAAAACUCUAACUGAGGAGGAAGUUGAAGAACUGCUGAAAACCAUAUUUAAUAUUUCCUUGGGAAAAAAGCUUGUGUGCAAAUGUGGUGAUAAGUUUUUUACUAUCUAAAGUAUGGAGCAAAAUUGUCUUUAGUAUUACAAGUAAUUACACCUUUUAUUAUAUGAGAACAAACAUAUAAAACAACAUAGAAUAGAAUGUAAAAUCACUGUACAUUUAUCAACUUGUCACCAAUGAUCAACAGAUGCCAGAUCAUAUCCUAAUUUCAUCACGAUGAAAAUCCUACACAUGAAAAUCAUAAUAACCCUAAAAUUAUGACCAUACAUAUUUGAAAGUUGUUAAAAUAAAAAUAAC